AUGAUCAGAUCAUUAUGUUGUCGAGCAAACAAAAUAGAUGAUGUAGAUGAUACUGUAGUGAUAAAAGAGAAUUAUGUGGAUACGAUAUUCAUUUACUUCUCCAGUAACAUACUUGGACGUUCAUUGCUUGGUCGUUUCAUGACGGCUUUAGAAGAAAAGAAUUUAGCUUCACAAUCAAUUAUGUUUACGACAAUUAACUCUACAAAAAUGAAUUCUUCGCCAUUAUUUCGUAAUUUAACCUUAAAAGGUAAUAAUGUAGGUGUUUUUACAAUUUGGAAAGGCCAAGAUGUCUAUAAGAGAGCAGAAGAAGCAAUUACUCGAAUUGGAAACAAGCAUGCUGUCAAUCGUUCUGAUGUCCUUUUCACAACUUCGUCCGCACAAACGCGAAAGGAAGUCAGUCUGUGGAUGACUGAUUACUUGAACGACUCUCGUGACGCCAAAAAGACAAAUGGAAAAGCUGACGACAAGUCAGAUGAUAAGACAGAUGAUAAACCAGCAAACGAUGAAGAGGCUCCACCCGUUGUUGUAGUGGAUGCAGGCAGUACGCAGGAAGCUAUAGCUCCAUUAGCAUUAACAGAUUCUGAGAUAAUCGAAGAGACGAAUGUGAACGAAUCAGCUGUCACUGCAACUCCACCACCAAUAGUACAGUCAUCUGAUGAUGCCAUUACAGCUGAAGUUGAAGCUGCUAAAACGCCAACACCACCCCCACCUGUGCCACAACAAUAA
Auanema sp. JU1783 is the source of this 726-nucleotide messenger RNA. NCBI's taxonomy places the organism in Eukaryota, Metazoa, Nematoda, Chromadorea, Rhabditida, Rhabditidae. The record is from the annotation of a GenBank genome assembly.